Molecule: messenger RNA, 12392 nt
Organism: Coregonus sp. 'balchen'
Lineage: Eukaryota; Metazoa; Chordata; Actinopteri; Salmoniformes; Salmonidae
Source: the annotation of a GenBank genome assembly
AUGACGUGUCAGAACCUGGCGGUGUGCUUCGGCCCCGUGCUGCUCAGCCAACGCCAGGAGGCCAGCUGCCAUAGCAACCGCGUCUUCAUCGACUCAGAAGAGCUGGCCAGUGCCCUGCACUUUAAGAAGCACAUCGAGGUGCUGCACUACCUUCUGCAGCUAUGGCCAGGUAACCUCCACCAUAGAGAUACAAUAUUACUAGAGUGACCUAUGUCAUAAACCUUCAUAACUCUAGAAUGUAGCGGAUAAUGGCAGCCAUCUUGGACAGGGAUAAAUUCAUAUCCAGUCAACUUCAUCCUGUAGGACCAUGUAGUACCUCUGGAUUUAGCAGUCUUUUAUAGUUGAUUAAUGACUAGGUUCAUUACUAGGUCAUUUCUCUUGCAGUGAAUGUAUGAGGCUUUUAAAUCAGGCAGUCUGUGAAUAUGAAUCACUGAGCCAACAACUUAAUAAACAACUAAUUACAUUGUACAGACUUUAAAAAGCACUCACCCAAAAUCAGACAAGACAUUUCCUAGAAGGGCACUAUGUUGGUGGAACUGCUUUCUAGUGCAAAUUGCUCCUAGCGCUGUGGUUCUGUUCCAAACAUGACUUUAAAAGGCUGGGCUGGUGCUUUGAUCUCUGGUGGUUUGGCUUGGCUGACACACACACACAGCAAUUAGCCAUUCGCUGCCAUCUGUUCGAUCGUCAUAGAUGAAAUGCUCCACAGAGUGCUUCAUCAUAUUGGGAGGGCCAAAGCCUUAUUGUAAACCAAGCUCAGUUGGUAGCGCCGCUUUUAUUUAAAUCACUGUCCAGAGAAUGCGUCCAAAAUGGCACCCUAUUUCCUAUAUAGUUCACUAAUUUUGUUCAGAGCCCUAUGGGCCCUGGUCAAAAGAAGUGCACUAUAAAGGGAAUAGGGUGUAAAGUGUCCAAUCAAAAACGCAUAUUUUGACCAAUGGGUAAAAUAAUAUGUUAAUUGUGUAGAUACAGUGCAUUUGGAAAGUAUUCAGACCCAAUGACUUUAUCCACAUUUUGUUAUGUUACAGCCUUAUUCGAAAAUUGAUUAAAUAGUGUUUUCCCUUCAUAAAUCUACACACAAUACCCCAUAAUGACAAAGCAAAAACAGGUUUUUAGAAAUGUUUGCAAAUGUAUUAAAAAAAAAACGGAAAUUUCACAUUUACAUAAGUAUUCAGACCCUUUGCUCAGUACUUUGUUGAAGCACCUUUGGCAGCAAUUACAGCAUUGAGUCUUCUUGUUUUGGUACCCUUCCCCAGAUCUGUGCCUCGACACAAUCCUGUCAUGGAGCUCUACGGGCAAUUCCUUCGACCUCAUGGCUUGGUUUUUGCUCUGACAUGCACUGUCAACUGUGGGACCUUAUGUAGACAGGUGUGUGCCUUUCCAAAUCAUGUCCAAUCAAUUGAAUUUACCACUGGUGGACUCCAAUCAAUUUUUAGAAACAUCUCAAGGACGAUCAAUGGAAAUAGGAUGCACCUGAGCUCAAUUUCGAAUCUCAUAGCAAAGGGUCUGAAUGCUUAUGUAAAUGAAAUGUGACCGACCGCCUCGAUUCGGUCUUAUGUAGCAAAAUUUGAAAUUGUGUUUUUUACAUUGGAUAAAAGUAGAGACUCAGAGCUAAAAAAUCGAAAAUGGUAUAUCAUACACUGCAGUUGAGGAACAAUGGGAAAGUAAUUCUGCUUUGAAAGUUGAUAAACUUGUAACCCCACUUUUGAGACAAUGGUCCUUGAAUGUUUUGGUAGAACUACUGGAGAGCUCUUCUUUGUCUACACCCAUUCAGCAUCGUUCACACCCUUAGCCCCACCCAUCUCUUUAAGGAUUCACAUGUGAGGCCAUGUGGUAAACACAUGCUAUAUCAAAUCAAAUCAAAGUUUAUUUGUCACAUGCACAGGAUACAGAAGGUGUAAACGGUACAGUGAAGUGGAUACUUGCAUAGUAGCAAUAUCAAAAACAGAAAGUGUCCAGAUAAAAAUAUUUUAUAAAUAUUUUAUCAUUAUUAGAUUACACUUACUCGACACACUAGUCAAAAUUGAUGGGUCAUGUGAAGGAAAUGCUAUAACCACCCCUCAGCCACAUCUAGCUAAGUGGAUGGGUCACUAUUGUCUAGACAUGUACACAUGUUCAUGAAAUACAAUAGAUGGUCGUAAUCACCCCCAGACACACAUGGCUAAUUUGAUGGAUGUAAUAAUCCGGCCGUAAUGGAGUCUUUUGUUUAGACAUGUAGCUAGCUAAACAAUGAACCAGCAUAAUCCCAACUCAUACUACUACCAAUACAAACAUUGUCAUAGCUGUAGUAUGAAUCUGUAGUAUGAAUCUGCAGGUAGCUAAAGCUAACAAACUAGGUUCAAUGUUAGCUAGCUAACAUUAGGCUAUAACUAGCAAGGCAAAUGGAAUUUCUGAUUUGAAUAAUAUUACUACACAGGUCAUACACGUAACAUUAGCAAGCGAGCCAGCAAGCGAGCCAGCAAGCUAACGUUUGCUAGCUAACUAACAGUACACUUUAACUUGCAAUAAAAAUGACUUUCUAACAAAAUUAGAAACGUAUAUCUGAAAAUGUAGCUAGACCCUUACCUGUAUACAUAAAUGAACGCUUCACGGCAGACUGGAACCAUUUAACUCCGUUUUGUUUGUAGCUACAUCUUGUUUGGCCAGUGUUGUAUCGUGAUGUGGCUUACUUUAAUGUAUGAAUGUUAUUUAUCGAAUCACCUAUCUAUGUUUAAUUGUCACUCGAUUCAAUUAAUCAUGUAACAAUUAACUCAUUAGGAAUUUGGGGCACCAUGGAAUAAGUUGUUUAACGAGUUACCAUUUCCCGAAUUAAACUCUUAGAAGAUACAAAUGUUAUAUAUCGAUAACAGUCACUUAUUAAAUAAUGACCUGUCUGAAUGAUCAGUCUCAUUCUGAACGUCGCAUAAUCCUGGAACCUGCAAGAACCCUAACCAUAUUGUUGAAUCAGCAAUACACAAAUUGGCUUAAUUAUUUAUUUACUAACUAACUAAAUAAUAACACAAUACAAACACACAUAGGUUAUUGAUUACUAACAUAAUACAAUGAAAACAGGUCCCUAGUGGACUGGACUAACAUUAGCAUGAAUGGUUGGGUAUUGGAGGGGUCAGAAUGGAAAGGAGAGACAGAGAUUCAAACUAUCAUAGUUACUUUGGAAACUACGCUCACAGUAAUCAUAAUAUUUAUGCAACCUAAUAAUCGCUAAUUCGGAUUAGAAAUGUAACAUGUAUUUACGUGUUGAUGUCCUCGAUAGUUGAGUUGAUGAUGUAGGACUCUGGUUUGCCCACCAGAGAUCUCAAUGUCCUUGGUAGAGUUUAUGGUUAGAAUGGAUACUUCAGAUCUACCAGCGGUUGUCGGAGAGGGAUUGUCCUCUAUCUCGUGUCUUUAGUGAAAGUUCUCUAGACGACUAUACAUGCCAGCUGCAGACUGAAAUGAUAAGGUCUAGUGCAUUGUCUUCUUCUUCACCUCGUGUAGAGGUUGAGAGUUUGAGUUUCUCCAUUUAAAAACGUGGGGACUAACGUCUCACGUUUUCUGGUCUUGUAGAAAUUCAACCAUGUGCAACGUUUAGCUCACGCUUCACGUCUGCUGGUCUGUAGCGUUUCAACCAUUUUAAGCCGUGGGGCUUGCCGGUCUGGUAGAAAUUCAACCAUUUGCAACGUUUGGCUCACUCUUCACGUCUGCUGGUCUGUAGCGUUUCAACCAUCCACGUCUGCUGGUCUGAGGUGAAUUUCGUCACAAGGAUUUUUAUGCACUCGGGGUAAAAGGGGCGUGUGCUCAUCUAGGCGUGGCCACUGACUGAGAACAAAUCAAUAUGGAAAACAAUCAUCUCAUCUAGAAUGCUAAAAUCACAUUGUGAUCUUCACAAAAGUAUUAUUAUACUUAAUCAUUCGUUUUAUACAACAAUUAGAUGCAAACCUCAUAACUGGGAAGUGUAGACCCCUAGAGAUACAGUUCUGUUGUUUCACCGUCUUUAAUGACAUUACAACAUAGUAACGAAUUUGACAUGAUUGUUCUUUAAGUCCCCACCAACCAUUUCCCACAUUAUUUUAAGUAGGAAUAUUGUUUCAUUAUCCACUUUUGGAUGUUGGAGUCUUGGCGGGAAGACUUCCUUUGUUAACAAAGGGGUCCUUUCUCCCAAUACUUCAUGGCAAAGAAGAGAAAGUCUGCACGGUAUUUACGACCGGUCAUAAAACUGGCCUCCAGGAAAGGGGGUGUUCAAACCUUUGCCUAGCCAGCAUGUUUGAUCCUCAACCCAUGAGGGCAAGUCGUGACAGUUGUGUCAUGUCACUCCGGUUAACACUGACCAUGGCGUGUGCAGAAAGUAGCCCAUCACUUUUUCCAACUGAUCUGUCGAUAGCGCCUGCUAAAUUCAGGGCAUCAAUAUUGUUGAGAAAAGUAGCAAAACUUUUGUAGUUCUCGAUGGCUAACGUUAUAUCUUUCAAAAACGGUGCGGUCGAAAGGACUGUCAACACAUACUGAACAGCUCACGUUACAGACAGAAGCAUGCUACAUGGCAGACCAAUCCAAACUCAUCUCCCGGCACGUCCAGCCCAACCAUUAUCUCAGCCAAUCAUGGCUAGCGGGAAGUUUCCUGUCUUUUUCUGUGGCUAAACCAACUAGGCUCGUAAUUUAACAAUUGUAUUCGUAUUUAUGGAUGGAAUACAAGUUUGUUAUUAAGGCACAUAAAAGUUCACAUGUUCCAGAAGGCAUUUCUGCCAAAAAACGCAUUUUGAUAAAUAAAUAAAUAUUUACGUUCAAAUGCCGCUCCUGUGAAGUAGUGACGUGUGACAUACGCCUUGUUUCCUGAAACAAGUCACAAAUAAGGUAUUUCUGUUUUUUAUUUUUAAUACAUUUGCAAAAAUUUGACAUUAUGGGGUAUUGUGUGUAGAUUGAUGAGAAAAAUAAAUAAUUUAAUACAUUUUAGAAUAAGGCUGUAAUGUAACAAAAUGUGGAAAAAGUCAAGGGGUCUGAAUAUUUUUUAGAAUGCACUGUAAUUCUCUAGAAAAACCAAUGGUCCAAACUUCUUGUCUCUAUCAUAAUCCGUUCAAACGUUAUUGAAGUUUUUACACUUGUAGCAUGGCCAGAAUUAGGGUGAUUAAAUAAAUGGAGGCCAGAGAAAAAAAGUGGUAAAAGAAUCUGGAAUAUUGCUUCGCGUCAGCUAGGCUGGAUUCUGUGCAAGAAUUAAAGCUACCUGACAGGCUCACUUUCCUUUUGAACUCGUCAUCUUUCUUCUCGAAUCCGCAGAACAUAAAACAGUAUAGAGGUAAGAUGGAUAUCGAUUUUGAGACAUGCAUGUAGCAUUUUCAUAUUUUAGUAUACACUUUUCAUAUUAAUUCGAAAUUCCUGUUCUUUUUCAAAGAUUUCUCACAAAAACAAUCGUAUCUCUGUGAAAUAUCAACGGAGCACUGAGCGUAUACUAAGCUUUUUAUUUUCAAAGCCUUUUACAGUUAUUUCAGCUCGUGUCAUGCUAAGUCUGCUUUUUGUGACCCAUGGAAACAACUUUGAAGAUGACGACCACAACAUGGAACAUUCUCAAAAGAUGUUACGAGAAACCUGCACUGCUAUGUCAACAGAGCUCAGGGCUUAUUAUCGGAUGUAUUAGGUUACGAAAUCCGACUUUAUUAUAUAAUGUUAAUGAUAUGUUCGAGAAAGACCACACUGAACGAUUCAAAACAUGAAUAAUCAUAUUUGUCUUGGUAAAAUUUAUUUUACAACAUAAGGAUGUGAAAUUUCAUCACCAAAGCGCGUUUUCACCCGCUCUGGGCAGAGUGGCUUGAUACCCUAUAGGGUGCUGUUUGGGAUGCAGACAGACACCCUGGACCAACUGUGGCUCUAUGGUUGGUCAUUUGUCUCCCUGUCCAACUGUUCUGCUCUCAGCAGCUGUCUUCUUUGUGUGCACGGUGAUAUGAGAACAGAUACGCACCGUAGAGUACAGGGAUAUAGGGAGGGAUAUGAGAGAGAGAGGGGUAUAAGUGUAGGGUUGCUAGGCGGUUUGGAUGUCAAAGCCUGUGCCGAUGGAUGUUCUGCCUAUGUUAUUGUUUAAGUCUGAGGAGGAUGGAAAAGAGAAGGCUCUAAGGCUGAACCUGUCUGAUCCCCUCAGAUCACUAACAUUCCAACUGCACUAACUGGAUUUAACUUCAUAGUGUUGUUUACGUAAGCUGAAUGGUGUAUCGCUUAAGCUUGAUUUCCCUUAUACAGUGCAUUCGGAAAGUAUUCAGACCCCUUGACGUUUACCACAUUGUGUUACGUUACAGCCUUACUCUAAAAUUGAUUAAAUUGUUUUUUUCCCUUCAUAAAUCUACACACAAUACCCCAUAAUGACAAAGCAAAAACAGGUUUUUAGAAAUGUUUGCAAAUGUAUAAAAAAAAAAACGGAAAUGUCACAUUUACAUAAGUAUUCAGACCCUUUGCUCAGUACUUUGUUGAAGCACCUUUGGCAGCAAUUACAGCCUUGAGUCUUCUUGGGUAUGACGCUACAAGCUUGGCACACCUGUAUUUGGGGAGUUUCUCCCAUUCUUAUCUGCAGAUCCUCUCAAGCUCUGUCAGGUUGGAUGGGGAGCGUUGCUGCACAGCUAUUUUCAGGUCUCGACAGAGAUGUUCGAUCGGGUUCAUGUCCGGGCUCUGGCCAGGCCACUCAAGGACAUUCAGAGACUUGUCCCGAAACGACUCCUGCAUUGUGUUGGCUGUGUGCUUAGGGUCGUUGUCCUGUUGACAGGUGAACCUUCACCCCAGUCUGAGGUCCUGAGCGCUCUGGAGCAGGUUUUCAUCAAGGAUCUCUCUGUACUUUGCUCCGUUCAUCUUUCCCUUGAUCCUGCCUAGUCUCCCAGUCCCUGCCGCUGAAAAACAGGCCAAAGAGUUCAAUCUUGGUUUCAUCAGACCAGAGAAUCUUGUUUCUCAUGGUCUGAGAGUCCUUUCGGUGCGUUUUGGCAAACUCCAAGCGGGCUGUCGUGCCUUUUACUGAGGAGUGGCUUCCGUCUGGCCACUCUACCAUAAAGGCCUGAUUGGUGGAGUGCUGCAGAGAUGGUUGUAUUUCUGGAAGGUUCUCCCAUAUCCACAGAGGAACUCUGGAGCUCUGUCAGAGUGACCAUCGGGUUCUUGGUCACCUCCCUGAGCAAGACCCUUUUCCCCCGAUUGCUCAGUUUGGCCGGUCGGCCAGCUCUAGGAAGAGUCAUGGUGGUUCCAAACUUCUUCCAUUUAACAAUGAUGGAGGCCAUUGUGUUCUUGGGGACCUUCAAUGCUGCAGACAUUUUUUGGUACCCUUCCCCAGAUCUGUGCCUCGACACAAUCCUGUCUCGGAGCUCUACGGACAAUUCCUUCAACUUCAUGGCUUGGUUUUUGCUCUGACAUGCACUGUCAACUGUGGGACCUGAUAUAGACAGGUGUAUGCCUUUCCAAAUCAUGUCCAAUCAAUUGAAUUUACCACAGGUGGACUCCAAUCAAGUUGUAGAAACAUCUCAAGGAUGAUCAAUGGAAACAGGAUGCACAUGAGCUCAAUUUCGAGUCUCAUAGCAAAGGGUCUGAAUACUUAUGUAAAUAAGGUAUUUCUGUUUUUUUAUAUGUAUUACAUUUGCUAAAAUUUCUAAAAACCUGUUUUCACUUUGUCAUUAUGGGGUAUUGUGUGUAGAUUGAUGAGGAAAAAAUUUAUUUAAUCAAUUUUAGAAUAAGGCUGUAACGUAACAAAAUGUGGAAAAAGUCAAGGGGUCUGAAUACUUUCUGAAUGCACUGUACAUGCAAGGCAAGCAGCUGAUCUUUAUUCACCUCGCUGUCCCUGCCCUCCAAAUUGAACCCCAUUCUGCUUAUUAACGGGUGUUAAAACGUGACCUUUCUUUUAUUUAUUUGUAUAUGAUUUUAUUUGAUAUUUUAUCAACAGUACAAAACAUACAACAUACAAAUGACGACAUCAUACAAACAUCAACUACAUCACUACUGUCCAGACCCACUAGCCCUCACCCCUAUCUCCAUCAACUACAUCACUCCUGCCCAGACCCACUAGCCCUCACCCCUAUCUCCAUCAACUACAUCACUCCUGCCCAGACCCACUAGCCCUCACCUCUAUCUCCAUCAACUACAUCACUCCUGCCCAGACCCACUAGCCCUCACCCCUAUCUCCAUCAACUACAUCACUCCUGCCCAGACCCACUAGCCUUCACCUCUAUCUCCAUCAACUACAUCACUCCUGCCCAGACCCACUAGCCUUCACCCCUAUCUCCAUCAACUACAUCACUCCUGCCCAGACCCACUAGCCUUCACCCCUAUCUCCAUCAACUACAUCACUCCUGCCCAAACCCACUAGCCUUCAUCCCUAUCUCCAUCAACUACAUCACUCCUGCCCAGACCCACUAGCCUCACCCCUAUCUCCAUCAACUACAUCACUCCUGCCCAGACCCACUAGCCUCACCCCUAUCUCUCACUCAACACUACACACAUCCUUGCCCAGACCCACUAGCCUUCACCCCUAUCUCCAUCAACUACAUCACUCCUGCCCAGACCCACUAGCCUUCACCCCUAUCUCCAGCGCUCGUAUCACUUUCCGCAACAUGGCCUCAAACUGCACGAUUUUGUUAAAACAUGACCUUUAGUACCCUCUCCACCUAUGGCAUGACCUUUAGUACCCUCUCCACCUAUGGCGUAGUGUAAGGGACAUCUAACCCCCAUGUUUUUGCGCCUUGUUAGUUGCUACCCCUGCCUAGAGGUGUGUCCUAAGUGAGUAACUCUAACCUUGACCAAGCCUGAAAUUAGCAUCUUGACUGGUCUACAACCCGAUGGUUAUAGACACGCACGUCUGUGCUCUCACACACACACACACACACACACACACACACACACACACACACACACACACACACACACACACACACACACACACACACACACACACACACACACACACACACACACACACACACACACCUCCUGUCCUUUAUGUCCCCUUUCUCAGCUCAGAGUGUAAUGUGGCCAGUCUAUAAUUUAAGGAUAUUCCAGUCCUUAGCCCUAACAUUUCACAACCAUUAUGGGAUAUGUCCAGCCUCUUCACGAGGUCCACACCUUCCACUGCAUUGUUGCAUAGGUUGUGUGAGUGUGUGUCUGGGGUUGUGUGAGUGUGUUUCUGGGGUUAUGUGAGUGUGUUUCUGGAGUUAUGUGAGUGUGUUUCUGGAGUUAUGUGAGUGUGUUUCUGGGGUUAUGUGAGUGUGUUUCUGGGGUUAUGUGAGUGUGUUUCUGGGGUUAUGUGAGUGUGUUUCUGGAGUUAUGUGAGUGUGUUUCUGGGGUUAUGUGAGUGUGUUUCUGGAGUUAUUGGGAGUGUGUGUUUGGGGUUGUGUGAGUGUGUUUCUGGGGUUGUGUGAGUGUUUUUCUGGGGUUGUGUGAGUGGGUUUCUGGGGUUGUGUAAGUGUGUUUCUGGGGUUGUGUGAGUGGGUUUCUGGGGUUGUGUGAGUAUGUUUCUGGGGUUGUGUGAUUGGGAGAGUUGGUUUGGCCUCUGUACAUGCUAUGUUUUCAAUGGGGGAGGAGGGUGUUAAUGGACUGUGUGUGUGUGGGCAGAUAUGUGUCUGUGUAUGUGACUCAUUGGCCUUGGUGACCGCUGUGCUUUUCUGGUGAGUGUGUGCGUGUGUGGGAGUGUGGGCGUGCUUGUGUGUGUGUGCACGUGUGCUUGCGGGCGUGUGUGUUUGGGCAGAGAGCAGGUGGUCAGGGAGAGAUCACGCUAUAGCAGAGUGGAUGAGUGUAGGGGAGAGGAGAGGAGAGGAGAGGAGAGGAGAGGAGAGGAGAGGAGAGGAGAGGAGAGGAGAGGAGAGGAGAGGAGAGGAGAGGAGAGGAGAGGAGAGGAGAGGAGAGGAGAGGGGUGUGUGAGGCUCUGGAUAUUUUUAACUGGUCAGGGACAGCACAGUGGGAGCAGCCCUGGAUUUGGAAGUUUCCAGAAGGGUGUGUGGUACAGGCAGGAUGGGGUGGAGGGGAGUUCAGGGGUGGAGGUGAAGGGGGUUUGGGGUUAUUUGCUUAUUCUUGGAUCAAUGGCAGAUGCCUCCUUGAGCCCUGAAAAUAAAAACGUUCCUACUGUACAUCUACUACACGCUGUAACACAGUCAUCAUCUGUUCAUCAACAGUUUCUCAUCCCUAACGGUGCCGAGACUCUGGAAAAAAUCGGCUUUUCAUUUAUCUGACUUUCAUUUAUCUGCAUGUCCAGUCCUUAUAUUUAGCCUCACAAUUAAGUGUUUUACCAUUUUCUUUUCAGGACAACGAGUUUGGAGUUUGAUACAGCAACUAUGUGAGCUUAUUACAGUAUUAUAGACACGAUGUCCUGGGAUUUCCUAUGAUCUUCUAUGUAGAAGAACCCCUUACCUUCUAACAACUCAGUAUUAUAGACACGAUGUCCUGGGAUUUCCUAUGAUCUAUGUAGAAGAACCCCUUACCUUCUAACAACUCAGUAUUAUAGACACUAUGUCCUGGGAUUUCCUAUGAUCUAUGUAGAAGAACCCCUUACCUUCUAACAACUCAGUAUUAUAGACACUAUGUCCUGGGAUUUCCUAUGAUCUAUGUAGAAGAACCCCUUACCUUCUAACAACUCUUGUGUAGCUUGUGAGUGUCAUAGAGCAAAACAUGUUACAUAUCAGUGUUCGUGAGAGUCUCAGCUUUUAAUAGUUUUUAGCUCAAACCAUUCGGACUGUACAGAUGUUUUUGUAAAAAGACCCGGUGCAGACCCCUUCGGGAUCCGCCCUUGUCUCACAAAUACCGCUCUAGCUCAACCCCAGUUAAUCACACAGACAAAUGGUUGGUAUCUACGGAUGCAAAAGAAAUAUACGAAUCCAAUGGUACAGAAGUAUGUAGCUCAAACACACAAUGUUUAAAAGGAGUUAGAAGUGCACAACACGCCGGCAUUACGGGGGUCUCAUUGAAAGCAUUCACUCAGUAUGAUAUCAAAAUCAGCUGUUGGCUUUCCUGUAUCACUGUGUGUACUUUACUUUCUACCUUCCUUCAGCAUAAAAUAGCUGUAACAGUAAAGUCGAGUUUCAAGGUGUUUCAUGUAAACUGGCUGCUUGACUGGUUGCUUUUUGUUGCAGUGAGUGGACAUGUCAGUUUUACCUCUGAAAUGUUUUUUGUUUGUUUUGUUAUGUUUUAUACCGCCACUGACUGUAGGCGGUAUCUAAAGGUGUACUGUGGGGGACACCGUAUACUAGGAACACAGAGAGACAGACAGGUAACUGGGCUGUGGUGGUUGUGGUGUUCUGUUAUUCUCCUUAGCUCAGACAUGCUCAUAUCAUGUGAUUCCCUCCUACCCCUUCUUCACCCCACAGAAGGGACGUGUGUUGGGUUAGUUCACAGACAUUUAAAGACUAGGUAAAAUGUACAGCUGUAGAAGUGAAGUAGUACAGUGUGUUGGAGUGGAUUUGGCAUUUGUCUAUGCAGCGUGGCAUGGGUUAAUGUCUGAAAUACCACCUUUAGACUGUGAUUGUAACUCCAGGAGGACCUUGUGUAUACAGUGUGCUUGAAUGAAAAUUAUAAUAUUUUUGAUUUGAAUAAUCGGUUUGCACCAGCAAUGCUUGACGAGCUUGUGCCAUACACCAGGAGUUAACUGGUGACUGAAUAACUUCCGGGUUACUCUUUAACUAACUCUUUCUUUCUCUCUCCCUGUCUUUCCAUCUCUCCUUAUAGUGGUGGACCCACAUGGCAAGACCUCGUCCCCCAUCCUGGAGCAUCCCGGCCCAGCCGACCAGCCUGCCGCUCCACCCCUGCGUCGGAGGAAGGAGCGCCCCCAGGUGCUGAACUUGAGCGAUGCAGAGAUGGCCGGGGUGCUGCGGCCCAGGCCGGGCCGACUGGACAGCCCUAGCAACCGUUACGCCGGGGACUGGAGCCGCUGUGGAGAGCACUACUUCCCCCCUCCUCUGCCCCAGGAGGAGAAUGACUAUGAUGAUGUUCCUUCUGAGGAUAUGGAGGUCACUGAGGAGGGACAGGAAGGAGAGGACAGGGGGCAAGAGUGGGGAGAGGAGCUGAGACAGGAAGGAUUACUGGACAGGGGACAGAAGGAAGGACAGGCAGAGCCACCCACAGCAGAACAUGAGGUGAUGGAGGGACCUGUAGAGAAGGAGGAAGAGGAGAGAGAAGCAGAGAAGGAGAGAGUGGAGGAGAGAGAAGCAGAGGAGGAGAGAGUGGAGGAGAGCGAUGUCUCCAGUGGCGGUCAGCCGUCAGACGACAGAGUGUGUGCUGACGAUGAUGAUGAUGAUGAUGAUGAUGAUGAGAGCAUCCUGCCCCUCCACCUCCCCAAAGAGCACACAUACCAGGCUUACAUGAAGAUCCAGGACAUCAGCCCUGUUCUCAGCAACAGGGUCAACCUGCGAGACCUGCAGGAGAGCAUCGACACGCUCAUAGGCAACCUGGAGAGAGAGCUCAACAAGAACAAUCUCAAAGUUGGCUACUGA